Molecule: messenger RNA, 384 nt
Organism: Melampsora larici-populina 98AG31
Lineage: Eukaryota; Fungi; Basidiomycota; Pucciniomycetes; Pucciniales; Melampsoraceae
Exons: 2
Coding region: 1-384 (127 amino acids)
Source: RefSeq, a predicted model, not a curated record
AUGGCUCUGAACUGUCCAAGCUUGCCACCAUCAACUCAAAACUUGAUUGCCAACCCCUGUAUUGCCGGAAGAGUGUGUCUAAGACAGACAGAUUUUAAGCAACUGGUAGCUUAUUCUUCAAUUAAUCAUAUAGGAAUUGUAUGUCUAGGUCUCUAUAGUAAUACUCUAACAGGUAUAGAGGGAGGAAUUCUACUAUCCAAUUCCCCAAAGGAAGACUCGUUUGUGUUAGACUCCUCACUCUCAUCGGUGAUAUUGUUGCCGUUCACGAGUGUGCAGGCUACGCAUCACACUCAGCCAAUCAGUUCUGCUUGUGGGGCCAUUGAACCCGGCAAGAAAGAGCGGGUCUUCUCCUUGGUAACAAAUGGACUAAGGAAGAAGUGUUGA